AUGGCGGCCGGAGAGAUCCAGCAGGACAGCUGCCUCCAGCAGUUGAACAACGGUGCGAACUUCAUGGAUCCAGGCUUCCAACAGAAGCUUGAAGACGAGAAGGAGCUCAUCCAUCGAGCCAUCCAGAAGGAGCUGAAGAUGAAGGAAGGGGCGGAAAACCUGCGCCGGGUGACCACCGACAAGAAGAACCUGGUGCACGUGGACAAUGUCUUGAAAUCUUCCAAGCGCAAACUGGAGCGGCUGCACUUGGAACUCCAACAGCUCAAUGCCCGGAUAGUGGCCACUAAGAAAGAGAAGGAGAAGACAACAGAGGGAAACGUGUCCCCGGACCCUUGUCUCUGGGAAAGGAACCCGAGCCCCGUGACGAGGAGAAUAGAGGCUCUGAAGAAACAGCUUCACAUCGAGCUGAAGGUGAAGCAGGGAGCGGAGAACAUGAUCCAGAUGUAUUCGAGUGCCCCAAGGGAACGGAAGCUCCUGGCUGCCGCUCAACAGAUGCUCCAGGAUAGCAAGAUCAAGAUCGAGUUGAUCCGGAUGCAGAUUGUGAAGGCAUCUCAGAACGGAGGCAUGAUCAGCCUGCUGGAUCUGCAUCUGGAGGAGCUCCGGCAUCACCUGCGGAUUGAAGCCGCGGUGGCUGAAGGAGCCAAAAAUGUGGUGAAGAUUCUGGGCAGCAGGCGAGUGCAGGACCGUAAAGUGUUGGCUGAGGCUCAGGCUUGCUUGCAAGAAUCCGCGCAGAAAAUCGACCUGCUGCGCCUCUCCCUCGAGCGACUCCUGGGCGAACUUUCUCCUGAUCAUCCCAAGAGGACGCUCAUCAAACAGGAGUUGGUGAACACAUUCUGUGUGGGCGCUCAGCAGGGCGGUGGGCAGCCGUUGGCCGCUCUGAUCAAGCCCACGGCCCUCACCGGGACGCUGGAAGUGCGCUUGAUGGGCUGCCAGGAUCUUCUGGAAAGGGUUCCCGGCCGUUCCCGAGUGGCCAGCUCAACGCCUGUAUUCAGGAGCCCCACUGAUUUGAAGCCCUUGACCCGGACGUGGGCCGGCGUGAGCAUCCACGGCCGUGGGGCUGCUACGAAACACGUUUGGAACGAGGAACUGGGCAGCGAAGUUCUCGCUCUGCUCAAGGUGGACAACAAAGUGGUUGGGCACACAAACUGGGGACCAGUGAACAACCAAGCUUGGGACCAAACCUUUAUCAUUGAACUGGAUCGAUCCCGAGAGCUGGAGAUCUCGGUUUAUUGGCGUGACUGGCGAGAGCUGUGCGCAAUAAAAUACUUGCGCUUGGAUGACUUCCUCGAUAAUGAACGCCACGGCAUGUGCCUUGCCCUUGAACCUCAAGGGAUGCUUUUUGCAGAGGUAACAUUCAGCAACCCCGUGAUUGAGAAGCGUUCCAAGCUGCAGCGUCAGAAACGGAUUUUUCCCAAACAAAAAGGGAAAGAGUUCCUUCGAGCCUCUCAGAUGAAUAUCAACAUUGCCACUUGGGGACGUCUAAUGAUGAGCAUCUUACCGCCAUGCAGUUCUCUGACCAACUUGAGCCCCCCUUUUCGGGCUUCCCCCCGCACGGGUCUCACUUCUGCAGCCUCUUCUCCAAGCCAAACUGAACCAGUGCCUAUGUUGGACGGGACUUUGGAAGAAAGAUCCCCCAGAAAGAUGUCUCCCAAACGCAGCGACUGCCCAGUGGUUAAACUGACAUUCGACGACGAACCCCCUCCAAAGCCGCCUCGCCUCUUCCUGGAGCCUUCUCUGAAAAAGCCCGAACAGACUCCUGUGGAUUCUUUGUCUCUCAAAAAACUACACCUCGACGGAAGACCUCUCGGCUCAAAAGCGGCAAGUCAGGCUUCCUUGAGGAAGAAAACCAUCCAGCUGGAGGACUUCUGCUGCCUUGCCAUGCUGGGACGGGGCCACUUUGGAAAGGUGUUGUUGGCACAGUACAAGGCGACAGGCAAGCUGUAUGCCAUCAAAGCCCUGAAGAAGCACGACAUCCUCAGCCGGGAUGAGAUGGACAGCUUGAAUUGCGAGAAGCGAAUCUUUGAAGUGGUCAACUCUUCUGGACACCCUUUCCUGGUGAACAUGUUAGCGUGCUUCCAGACACCAAGCCAUGCGUGUUUUGUGAUGGAAUACACUCCUGGGGGGGACCUCAUGAUGCGCAUUCAUUCUGAUGUCUUUUCAGAGCAUGUGACGCGGUUCUACUCUGCCUGUGUGGUCCUGGGUCUCCAGUUCCUACAUGAUAAGAAUAUAAUUUAUAGGGACCUAAAGUUGGAUAAUCUGCUCUUAGAUGUGCGGGGCUUUGUGAAGAUUGCCGAUUUCGGACUUUGUAAGGAAGGGAUGGGCUUUGGCGACCGGACCAGCACCUUCUGCGGCACCCCGGAGUUCCUGGCUCCAGAAGUGCUCACGGAUCCCUCAUACACUCGGGCAGUAGACUGGUGGGGGCUGGGCGUGCUCAUUUUCGAGAUGCUGGUUGGCGAGUCUCCGUUCCCUGGUGACAAUGAAGAGGAGGUUUUUGACAGCAUUGUCAACGAAGAUGUCUGUUACCCACGAUUCCUUUCUACAGAGACCAUCUCCAUAAUCCGUAAGCUUCUCCGGAAGUGUCCAGAGCGGCGCCUUGGAGCCGGAGUAGCCGAUGCGGAGGAGAUUAAAAUCCAGCCCUUUUUCAAGGAGAUUGACUGGGAUGCCCUGUUUGCCAAGACCGUGAAGCCCCCAUUUGUGCCAACCUUGAGAGGUGCCACUGACAUCAGCAACUUCGACCAGGAGUUCACCUCCCAGAAAGCUGUCCUGACUCCACCCAAUGACCUCCCGGCUCUUACGCCUGAGGAACAGGCCAUCUUCAAGGACUUCGACUUUGUCUCCCGACACCUCCUAGAGGCCUGA
Molecule: messenger RNA, 2859 nt
Organism: Euleptes europaea (tarantolino)
Lineage: Eukaryota; Metazoa; Chordata; Lepidosauria; Squamata; Sphaerodactylidae
Gene: PKN3
Product: protein kinase N3
Exons: 22
Coding region: 1-2859 (952 amino acids)
Biological process (GO): protein phosphorylation; signal transduction
Molecular function (GO): small GTPase binding; ATP binding; protein serine/threonine kinase activity
Source: RefSeq, a predicted model, not a curated record